ACCAUUUUCAGAGACGUGCUGUGAGUAUGGUGAUCUCACAGUUUUCAAAAGGUCCUGUAGAUGAUGGCCGAUUCACAGUUCUAGGCUUGGGAGAACAGUUCCUCGAUGCGGAGGGAAAGAUCGGGUGAAACAAGCACUAAGCGGGUAGCACUCCUAGGCAAGACAGCUUCGUUAACCUGGGGAUGUCGUCAAGCAACGCUCAAUGCACGUGAACUUGCGGGAGACACUAAUCGGAAAAGUAUAAGAACGCUUGGGAGGGACGGCUGGACAGCCUAGUCACAACAUCCUGCAACCUCCUCACUAAGGUCUCGUAGCAGGCCAAGUCACAGAUCAGGGACCCACCUUUCAAUGUCUUUGAGAACGUUGGAACGUUUUCGGCAUUUCAGCGUCUCAUUUCCUGAUGAGCGAAUUCUUCAAGUCACACUAAACCGGCCCGAGAAGCUGAACUGCAUCGACAAAGCUACCAGCCAGGAGAUCCAAAGGGUUUGGGAACUCUUCGACCAAGAUGAAAGUCUAUGGGUCGGUAUCAUCACAAGCAUUGGCCGAGCAUUUUGCACUGGUGCCGAUCUGCAGGAGUGGAACGACAUGAACAAGGCCGGUGUCGUCAACGACAUGUCCGCACCAGGUCUUGCUGGACUGCCUCGUCGAAGGGGCAAGAAGCCGAUCAUCGCAGCCGUGAACGGUAUAUGCAUGGGUGGAGGCUUCGAGAUGGUCGCCAACUGUGACAUGGUAAUCGCUUGCUCUUCGGCGGUAUUUUCCCUUCCUGAAGUCAAGCGAGGCAUUGUACCCGUGGCGGGGUGUCUACCACGACUGACACGCACCAUCGGACUGCAACGCACAACCGACCUCGUCUUGACUGGCAGGAAUGCGAGUGCCAAGGAGCUCCAAGACUGGGGGCUUGUCAGUCGAGUGGUGGAGUCUGCUGCAGAUGUCGUCCAUGUCGCGGUCCGAAUUGCUCAAGACAUGUGCAGAAACAGUCCUGAUGCGCUCAUCGUUGGACGUGAGGGCAUCCGCUUGAGUUGGGAAGCGAGUAGUGUGGAGGAAGCUGUGUCGACGCUGGCGGAUCGAUGGUAUCCCCGCCUGAUGCGUGGGUCCAACUUUGGUGAAGGUAUCCAGGCGUUUGUGGAGAAACGAGCGCCGAAGUGGCAGAAUUCGAAGCUGUGAGAGGCUUUACGGCAUCGAAGAAAAGAAAAAUCUAAUCUAAACUAAUCAGAUGGAUAUGUCUAGCGCGUCGUGCAAGUGAAACGAUGAAGCAACGGUGAGAAACGCCGGAGGGAUCGUCGACGUCGGUCGUUUCCA
Molecule: messenger RNA, 1299 nt
Organism: Exophiala viscosa
Lineage: Eukaryota; Fungi; Ascomycota; Eurotiomycetes; Chaetothyriales; Herpotrichiellaceae
Product: ClpP/crotonase-like domain-containing protein
Exons: 2
Coding region: 349-1164 (271 amino acids)
Biological process (GO): fatty acid beta-oxidation
Cellular component (GO): mitochondrion
Molecular function (GO): enoyl-CoA hydratase activity
Source: RefSeq, a predicted model, not a curated record